Pyricularia pennisetigena is the source of this 1392-nucleotide messenger RNA. RefSeq lists its product as uncharacterized. The transcript is spliced from 5 exons. Lineage: Eukaryota; Fungi; Ascomycota; Sordariomycetes; Magnaporthales; Pyriculariaceae. The record is from RefSeq and is a predicted model, not a curated record. Bases 1 to 1392 code for a protein of 463 amino acids.
AUGCCUUCCUCGCUCGCGGUCUGCGUGACAGAGUGGUGCCUUUGGUCGGUCGCCGUGUCGGCCUUCAGCCUGCGCGUCUUUGUGCGCCUGCGCAUGAGGACCGAGCGGCUUGUUCUGUCGGACUUCUGGCUAUUCAUGGGCCUCGUGAGCUCGACGGCGGUCGUAACAUGCGACACGAUGACUUUUGCGUGGGGGUAUCUGGAGCCCAUAGAGCCGGGCAGCAGUUAUCCAGAAACCAUUCUCAAGCUUCAGUAUGCGACGAGCUACCUCUUCGACACGGGUCUCUACUUCACCAAGUUUUCCAUCUUGUCCUUCUACUGGGUCCUCGUCGACCGCACGAGCCUGGGGAUGCGCCGCGCCUUGUACGCGCUCGCGUUCAUCGCCGGAGGUUUCUGGAUCGCGACCGUCUUUGCCGACACGUUCUGGUGCGGGCGGAAUCCGUCCGUCAACUGGAUCUACGAUGGCGUGGACGAAUGUACCGUGUUCCUGUCUGUUGAUGCCAUAACGCUAAACUGGUCUUUCCAGUUCGUCACCGAGGUCCUCAUCUUCCUCUUCCCCUUUCCAAUCAUAUGGAAAGUUCAAAUCAACCAUCGUGCCCGUGUCGCCGUAUACGCACUCUUGGGCCUUGGUGCCGUAACCAUCAUGACAACCGUCGGACGGAUGGUCGCCUACAGCCAGAUCCUGAAGAGCGAUUCCAACGACUACAGGUCACUUUAUAUAUGGGCGACAGGCGAAUACACCACGUCCAUCGUGGUCGUGUCCCUAGCCGGCUGCCGGCCGAUCCUGGGCAAGAUCCCCAGCAUCCUGGCGGCGUUCAAGCGCACGAUCCUGCACAAGACGGGCUCGAGCGGCACGGACCGCACGCGGACGUGCAGCCGCUCGGGCGGGGGCGGGGGCGGCGGCACGGCGGGGGCGGCGGCGGGGUCGGACCAACAGAACCACGCAAACAUGGCCGAGAACGCACCGCCGGUGAUGACGGGGUCGAGGAUGAGCGGCGCGGGGUGGCGCCUGAGCGCACACAACCAGCAGGGCGCGGGCGGGGUCAGCGUCGGCGGCGGGAGUACGCGGCUCAGCGGCGUGCCGAGGCACUGGAUCGACGUGCUCGACACGGCGACGCUGUUUGGGGACGACGACGAGCCCGGAGCCGCCGGCCGAGGGAGCAGCAGGAAGAGCAGCAGGAAUCAGAUGCCCAAGGACGAGGAGUGGGCCGACUCGGCGCAAGAUGGAGGGUCGGAUGGUAACCCCGGGCCGUCCGAGUCGGAGCCGACGCCCGGCCAGGACGACGUGGCGGAGGUUGAUGGCCAGGCCCAUGUCGAGCCCAGGCCAACGACGGGAGUCGCUCAGGCUUCUCGCAAGACUGCGCCGGGUGAUGACAAAGAAAAUACCCCAUGA